Molecule: messenger RNA, 294 nt
Organism: Scutellospora calospora
Lineage: Eukaryota; Fungi; Glomeromycota; Glomeromycetes; Diversisporales; Gigasporaceae
Source: the annotation of a GenBank genome assembly
UAUAAAAAAGUUUUUGAAAUGAGUCAACUACGAGGCAAAAUUAUACAAGAACGCAAGUUAAAAUCUAUUGAAAAAACAGCAAAACAAAUCCAUAACUCUAAUAUCUUAUUACCAAUAGUUUCUAAUUCUGAAGAAAACUAUUCGUUUCAAGAAUCAGAUUUGGAGCUUGAUCAAUGGGAAGAAGUUGUUGCAAAUUGGUUGAUGCUUUUAAGAAAUGAACAGUUUGAAGAAGAUUUGGAUUCGACAGAAAUAGAUGAAACAGUUCAUCCUGCCACUAGUCAAGAAGCUAAAUAG